This is a messenger RNA of Racocetra persica, 828 nucleotides long. The record is from the annotation of a GenBank genome assembly. NCBI's taxonomy places the organism in Eukaryota, Fungi, Glomeromycota, Glomeromycetes, Diversisporales, Gigasporaceae.
AUGGAAAUACCAAUUUCUUAUGGUACAGUCGCCAUUCCGCCGAGUCUCAAUCAUUUUGCGAUAUAUAAUCCUACUUUUGGACCUACAGAAGAAACGCAGAAAGAUCAAUUAUUAUAUUAUGUAGCAAAGAAAACAGUUCCAAUCGACGUCCAAAUGCGUCAAAUUGGCCUGGCUCAGGGCUUAAUUAACUUUACAAGGGCAUUUUCUCCAAUAAAGGCUUGUGAGAAUGUUCACACACAAAAAAAUCGAAUGGUAUUUCAUCAACCUGAAAAGGAUUAUUGGAUAUAUGUUUCAAUCGAAUUAGGCUACAUAAAAAAAUUAACGAAGGAUAAAGACGGCAAACCGAAAAAUGUCAUUGAAUAUCUUGAUUCGAAUCUACAUGAUUCAGGAAUAAAAAGAAUGCUUGACAUGGGAUAUGAAAUGUAUAGAGUAUUCAACGGUACUUUCGAAUCGACAGUAAAAACCUUUGGAGUAAUGGCUUUAAAAACUAAAUUAAAGGAAUUUUUCUCCAAUUGGGUUUUUGAAUGGGAUUUUGAUAAAACUGAACUUACAAAGACAAUUGAUGGCAUUUUUUAUCUUCCCCUUUCCAAUCCAGCCAUUUCGAAGGUUUCAUCAUUUGUUGAACAAAUUCAGGCAGAGCAUAAUUUUAUAUCGGAGAUACUUGUAUUGUGGCAAAAUAAAUUGGUAUAUAAUGGAGAUGGAAAUAGAAAUAUAUCAGAAAAUGAUCUAAAGAGCAUAUUACGACAUCUAGUUCCUUUGAUAUCAGAGAAAGAUGCGCUUGAAAGGGAACUACUUGAGAAAAAGAAGAAAGCCAAAGAAACUGAAAAG